Molecule: messenger RNA, 312 nt
Organism: Xylona heveae TC161
Lineage: Eukaryota; Fungi; Ascomycota; Xylonomycetes; Xylonales; Xylonaceae
Product: putative glutaredoxin Grx1
Exons: 3
Coding region: 1-312 (103 amino acids)
Biological process (GO): cellular response to oxidative stress
Cellular component (GO): nucleus; cytoplasm
Molecular function (GO): glutathione disulfide oxidoreductase activity
Source: RefSeq, a predicted model, not a curated record
AUGGCUGCCGCUGCAAAGACCAAGGCUCUUAGCAUUAUCGAGGAGAACCCUGUCGCGGUCUUCUCCAAGUCGUACUGCCCGUACUGCAAGGCCGCCAAGGCCCUCCUGACGCAGCUUGGCGCGCGCUUCUUCAGCAUUGAGCUCGACCAAGUCGACGACGGCGCCGCGAUCCAGGACGCUCUCGAGGAAAUCACGCACCAGCGCUCCGUGCCCAACAUCUUCAUCGCUCAGAAGCACAUUGGCGGCAACUCGGACCUGCAGGCCAAGAAGAAGGACCUGCCCAAGCUCCUCAAGGAGGCUGGCGCUCUUUAA